CGAGGUGACGUAGGCUGGCUAACCUGAAGCGGAGUUCACAUAAGACGACGUCAGUUGACCUUGUGCUGGAGCCCUGUCUGCAAACAGACCGUCGUCCCGGGAAAACAUGAGCAGUCUCCCCGCCAUGCCGCAGUUAGCCGUGCCUCAGAUGCCCGCGCUACCCAGCUCGGGUUUCAGGCUAUCCAAAGAGCAUUUUUUGGUGGCCGUGCCAGUCGCAGUGGUCGCAGCUGUUGGAGGCUUCCUGGUCAGCCACUACCUGAGUGGACGGAGCUGUAAAAAGAGCCAGGUGAACACGUGCAUCAGCAAAGACAGUCCCAAAGUGGUCCACAGCUUCGACAUGGAGGACAUCGGCACCAAGGCUGUGUACUGCCGCUGCUGGAAGUCAAAGAAGUUCCCUUACUGCGACGGAGCCCACACCAAACACAACGAGGAGACCGGGGACAACGUCGGGCCUCUCAUCAUCAAAAAGAAGGAUACUUAAAUCAACCAAUCACAGAACUCCAUCUUGCCUCGACUUCUCCUUCGCCUACCCCCUCUCAGUUUGUCCACGUGUUUACGAUAAUCAUUAACGCUGUCUAAUUGAUAAAUGCUAAUAAACUGUGACACUCAAAACAAAGGAUACAAAGAAAAUGUUUUUAUAUCUGUUAUUCCACCGGUUCCCGCAUUGGAUGGCAUUGAAAACCAAAGGUCAUUUGAGGAGAGAUAAGGAAGGGACUUUGACAAUCAACAGUCAAACAGCAAGGUGUUUUUUGCCUGCACAGUUGUAAUUUGAUGGAUUUAACAUUCUGAAUUUGGGUCAAAAUUCUCCCCACACGAUAGAAGUGAAAUACUUCGCCGUGUGGGCAUCAUCUCCUCCCGUUUGGUUUCACCUGUACCCCCCCCCGUCCUCUCCUCGAUGUGGAGCAGGUGGUUGAUACAUAAUGAGCUGGCAGUGCGUAGCCUCAGUCAGACCAGUGUUUGAUUGGAAUUCGUCACAGGCCUUAUAAUCUACAUCCCAGAGUCUGAACACGCAUAACUAAUGUGAAUGUUACUUGAUUUUUGCACAAAUACAGGAAACCACUAAGUUUCUGUUUGCUCUGCUCUUGUCAGAGGAGGCAGAAGUUUAGUUUGUAUGACAUAAUCAUUUUUAGUCUUGGGAGCUGUUGAAACACUAUCGACUGUACGCACUUAUUGUCUGCUUUCAGGGGGAGCUGUUGUAUUUAAUCUGUAAAGUGUAAACCUCUGCUUAUAAAGGAUAUAUUUAGCUUUUUCAUGAGAUUAAUUUUCUACUGGCUGUGGUGUGUCUGACUUGUUGUCCUGUAUUUUGUGAAUAAAACUUGAUUAACAAUGUGA
Molecule: messenger RNA, 1332 nt
Organism: Pleuronectes platessa (European plaice)
Lineage: Eukaryota; Metazoa; Chordata; Actinopteri; Pleuronectiformes; Pleuronectidae
Exons: 3
Coding region: 107-481 (124 amino acids)
Biological process (GO): regulation of autophagy
Cellular component (GO): intracellular membrane-bounded organelle; mitochondrial outer membrane
Molecular function (GO): 2 iron, 2 sulfur cluster binding
Source: RefSeq, a predicted model, not a curated record